Molecule: messenger RNA, 2934 nt
Organism: Otolemur garnettii (small-eared galago)
Lineage: Eukaryota; Metazoa; Chordata; Mammalia; Primates; Galagidae
Gene: DLGAP1
Product: DLG associated protein 1
Exons: 11
Coding region: 1-2934 (977 amino acids)
Biological process (GO): signaling
Cellular component (GO): glutamatergic synapse; postsynaptic specialization
Molecular function (GO): molecular adaptor activity
Source: RefSeq, a predicted model, not a curated record
AUGAAAGGGUUAUCGGGCAGCCGCAGCCAUCACCACGGGGUCACCUGUGACUCCACCUGUGACUCGCUGUCGCACCACUCCGACCGCAAGCCAUACCUGCUGAGCCCCGUGGAGCACCACCCUGCGGACCACCCUUACUACACGCAGCGCAACUCCUUCCAGGCCGAGUGCGUGGGCCCCUUCAGCGACCCGCUGGCCAGCAGCACCUUCCCGCGCAGGCACUACACCUCCCAGCAGGAGCUGAAGGACGAGUGCGCCCUGGUGCCCCGCACCCUGGCCACCAAGGCCAACCGCAUCCCCUCCAACCUGCUGGACCAGUUCGAGCGGCAGCUGCCCCUGCACCGGGAUGGCUACCACACGCUGCAGUACAAGCGCACGGCCGUGGAGCACCGCAGCGACAGCCCCGGCCGCAUCCGGCACCUGGUGCACUCGGUGCAGAAGCUCUUCACCAAGUCGCACUCCCUGGAGGGGCCGUCCAAGGGCAGCGUCAACGGGGGCAAGGCCAGCCCCGACGAGUCGCAGACGGUGAGAUAUGGCAAGCGCAGCAAGAGCAAGGAGCGGCGGGCCGAGCCCAAGGCGCGCGCCAACGCCUCCCCGGGCUGGUGGAGCUCCGACGACAACCUGGACGGUGACAUGUGCAUCUACCACGCGCCCUCGGGCGUGAUGACCAUGGGCCGCUGCCCCGACCGCUCGGCCUCGCAGUACUUCAUGGAGGCCUACAACACCAUCAGCGAGCAGGCGGUCAAGGCCUCCCGGAGUAACAACGAUGUCAAGUGCUCCACCUGCUCCAACCUGCCGGUCAACCUGGACGCCCCGCUCCUGAAGAAGAGCGCCUGGUCCUCCACACUCACCGUGAGCCGAGCCCGGGAGGUUUACCAGAAAGCCUCAGUCAACAUGGACCAGGCCAUGGUGAAGUCUGAGUCGUGUCAGCAAGAACGUUCCUGCCAGUACCUGCAGGUUCCUCAAGACGAAUGGUCAGGGUACACCCCUCGAGCUAAAGACGAUGAAAUUCCAUGCCGAAGAAUGCGGAGUGGCAGCUACAUCAAGGCCAUGGGGGAUGAUGACAGUGGCGACUCAGACACAAGUCCCAAGCCUUCUCCCAAAGUCGCUGCACGAAGAGAAAGCUAUCUCAAGGCUACUCAGCCAUCCCUUACAGAACUCACCACACUCAAGAUUUCCAAUGAGCAUUCACCCAAACUCCAGAUCCGGAGUCACAGUUACCUGAGAGCAGUAAGUGAAGUCUCUAUCAACCGAAGCCUGGAUGGUCUUGACCCUGCAGGCUUGCUCACGUCCCCAAAGUUCCGCUCCAGGAAUGAGAGCUACAUGCGGGCCAUGAGCACCAUCAGCCAGGUGAGCGAGAUGGAAGUGAACGGGCAGUUCGAGUCCGUGUGCGAAUCCGUGUUCAGCGAGCUGGAGUCGCAGGCGGUGGAAGCGCUGGACCUGCCCAUGCCCGGCUGCUUCCGCAUGCGGAGCCACAGCUACGUGCGGGCCAUCGAGAAAGGCUGCUCCCAGGACGACGAGUGCGUGUCCCUGAGGUCGUCAUCCCCGCCACGCACCACCACCACCGUGAGGACCAUCCAGAGCAGCACGGGUGUCAUAAAACUGAGUUCUGCAGUUGAAGUGUCAUCUUGCAUUACAACAUAUAAGAAGACACCACCUCCAGUCCCACCCAGAACUACCACGAAACCUUUCAUUUCUAUCACAGCCCAGAGUAGCACAGAGUCUGCCCAGGACGCCUACAUGGACGGACAGGGCCAGCGCGGAGAUAUUGUCAGCCAGUCUGGACUCAGCAACUCCACGGAGAGCCUGGACAGUAUGAAGGCUCUGACAGCUGCCAUCGAAGCUGCCAACGCCCAGAUCCACGGCCCUGCAAGUCAACACAUGGGCAAUAACACCGCCACCGUCACCACCACCACCACCAUAGCCACGGUCACCACGGAGGACAGGAAGAAGGACCACUUUAAGAAAAACAGAUGCCUGUCCAUCGGGAUACAGGGGGAGAAUAAAGCGCCCAGUAAGUUCCAGUCCGUGGGAGUGCAAGUCGAGGAGGAGAAGUGCUUCCGCAGGUUCACGAGAUCCAACAGUGUGACGACAGCAGUACAGGCUGACCUGGACUUCCAUGAUAAUCUGGAAAAUUCCCUGGAAUCUAUAGAGGACAAUUCAUGUACUGGCCCAAUGGCCAGGCAGUUCUCCCGGGAUGCCAGCACCUCCACGGUCAGCAUUCAGGGCUCAGGAAACCAUUACCAUGCCUGUGCAGCCGACGAUGACUUUGACGCGGAUUUUGACCCCUCUAUUCUGCCCCCUCCGGACCCCUGGAUUGACUCUAUCACGGAAGACCCUCUGGAGGCCGUGCAGAGGUCAGUGUGCCACAGGGACGGCCACUGGUUUCUGAAGCUUCUCCAAGCAGAGCGAGAGCGGAUGGAAGGGUGGUGCCAGCAGAUGGAGAGGGAAGAACGGGAAAACAGCCUGCCGGAAGACAUUCUAGGGAAAAUCCGAACCGCAGUGGGCAGUGCCCAGCUCCUCAUGGCCCAGAAAUUCUACCAGUUCAGAGAACUGUGUGAAGAAAACCUGAAUCCUAAUGCUCAUCCAAGGCCCACCUCCCAGGAUUUGGCGGGGUUUUGGGACAUGCUGCAGUUGUCCAUAGAAAAUAUUAGUAUGAAAUUUGAUGAACUUCAUCAGUUAAAGGCCAAUAAUUGGAAACAGAUGGAUCCCCUUGACAAGAAGGAGCGAAGGGCCCCUCCUCCAGUGCCAAAGAAGCCGGCGAAGGGCCCCGCGCCGCUGAUCCGGGAGCGCUCGCUGGAGAGCUCGCAGCGCCAGGAGGCCCGCAAGCGCCUGAUGGCCGCCAAGCGCGCCGCGUCCGUCCGCCAGAACUCGGCCACCGAGAGCGCCGAGAGCAUCGAGAUCUACAUCCCCGAGGCGCAGACCCGGCUCUGA